UCCAGUCAUUACUAUGGGCGUGGAACCUGUAAAAAGGGGACCUCGCAGCAGUAGACAGUAGUUGCAUUUACCGGGCUGAUUUAUUUUGUGAUGGGAAACACUGACGACCUAUUAACGGUUCAAGUUAAAUACUGAGGAUAUUUACCCGGACACUAUGGACAUCACCAUUACAACUCUUGAAGAUUCAUCGCCUCUGAAAGUCGUAUGACAGAGACUCGCGCAGGUAAGCUGCAGAAAGCUCAACCGCACGCGUAUUUCCCACAUCGGAUGAGUCGAGGCCGGGAAGCAAGAUUGAUGUGCACACUGACGUCGUUCCGUUGAUACCCCCAUGGUGAAGAAUUGUCACCGGGUGUAUGCUGCAGAUAUUCGGCCCCCACUCCAUCUUCACUUUGGGAAUAGCCAUGGCAAUCAUCUGGAAACGUCAGUGACUCAACAAUUAAAUCGCCAUGGAAUCGGGUGCUGAGCCCAUUGGAUUUAAAUACCCAUCUCUUCCCAAUUCACAAUGUGAACUCAACAUAAAUAUGUAUGAGACUAGCAGAGACGGAAACGUCACUAAUAUGGACACUUCGACGGUCGUGAGAGGUGGGAGCGACCCAAGUGCAUAUCCUCCAUCGAAUUAUCAGCGGAUCGUGCGCCAAAGAUUCAUCAGGAGAAGUUUGUGGUUCUCAGACUCUGAUGAGCAGGCCUUUGAGGUGCCAGAAUGUGACAACCGGAGUAAAAUCCUCAACGUAAGCCUGCGCACGUUAGUUGACAGGACACGGGGGGCUCGGUUGGGGCCACAGGAGAGCUCCAGUCCUGAGAGUCAAGGGGGGAAGAAAGGCAGCGCCACAGAGAGCGCCAGCGCUGAUGAGAAGGAGAAGACUGUGGAUAAAUUGAAUGUUACAUCCACCGACGGCAGUAAAAACACUGUCAGAACUGCUAGCGAGGAGGAAGAGGCGGAGAUGAAAGCUGUUUCCACGUCCCCUGGGGGACGGUUUCUCAAGUUCGAUAUCGAGCUCGGGAGAGGGUCCUUCAAGACUGUCUAUAAAGGUCUGGAUACUGACACCUGGGUGGAAGUUGCCUGGUGUGAACUUCAGGACCGUAAGCUGACCAAAGUGGAGCGUCAGCGGUUUAAGGAGGAGGCCGAGAUGCUGAAGGGGCUGCAGCACCCCAACAUCGUCCGCUUCUAUGACUUUUGGGAGUCACCCCUCAAAGGGAAGAAGUGCAUUGUCCUGGUGACGGAGCUCAUGACCUCCGGAACACUCAAAACGUAUCUGAAGCGCUUCAAGGUGAUGAAACCCAAGGUCUUAAGGAGUUGGUGUAGACAGAUCCUAAAGGGCCUCCACUUCCUCCACACCCGGGACCCUCCUAUCAUCCACAGGGACCUGAAGUGUGACAACAUCUUCAUCACGGGCCCCACCGGCUCUGUAAAGAUAGGAGACUUGGGCCUGGCCACGCUCAAGAGGGCCUCCUUCGCCAAGAGUGUCAUAGGCACCCCAGAGUUCAUGGCCCCAGAGAUGUAUGAGGAGCACUAUGACGAGGCAGUGGACGUCUAUGCCUUUGGGAUGUGUAUGCUGGAGAUGGCCACCUCAGAGUACCCCUACUCGGAGUGCCAGAACGCAGCACAGAUCUAUCGCAAAGUUACCAGCGGAGUGAAGCCUGCCAGCUUCAACAAGGUUGUGGAUCCUGAAAUCAAGGAGAUUAUUGGCGAGUGCAUCUGCCAAAAGAAAGAGGAGCGGUACUCUAUAAAGGACCUGCUGAACCAUGCCUUCUUUGCGGAGGACACAGGGGUGCGGGUGGAGCUGGCAGAGGAUGAUGAUGGGAAGAAGGAAGCUAUCGCCCUGAAACUGUGGGUGGAAGACCCCAAGAAGCUGAAGGGGAAGUACAAGGAGAGUGGCGCAAUUGAGUUCACCUUUGAACUGGAGAAAGAGACACCAGAGGGCGUAGCCCAAGAGAUGGUGGAAUCUGGGUUCUUCCAUGAGAGUGAUGCUAAGAUUGUGGGGAAGUCUAUCCGAGACCGUGUAGCGCUGAUCAAAUGGAGGAGAGCGAGGUCCGUAUUGGCAGGACCCCCAGUGGACAUAGGAGAGGCAGGACUCUGGGCCCAGUCAGCCCCGGCCCAGGGGGCCUCUGCUGGGGCUACACAGGCAGUACAGCCCCCUCUGCUGGAGCCAGAGGCAGACCAGCACGCCAGGCUGUGUAACCUUCCAGCCAGCGCCACCUCUGUCACAUCAGACAGUACGUUUGACAGUGGCCUGGGCUCCGCUGUGUACUCUGACUCCCACAGCAGCCAACACAAUGUCCUCUACCAGUCCCUAGUAGAGCCCAUCACCAAGGCAACGCAGCAGCGUCACCGCAGUGGUCUGUAUUUGGCUUCAGCACGCCCCCGCUCCUGUGAAAAGGGCGAGGGGUGGAAAGGAGCCUUCGGGCCAGAGCUCCAAGUGGGGGUAGGAGCAGGGGCAAGGAGAGGGAGUGCCUCUGUCAUUGACACUCUAAGGGGCAACAACGUCACUCUUCAUAUGCUCCUGCAACCUCUGACCUCUGGGCCCUGCAGCCCACAGAGAGCUGCCAGUCCUGCCCCCACAUCACCAGACAACCAAACAGCGAGCAGCCCAUCUGAGUUCCGCUCCGAGGCAGAGGACGGCACCCCUUUUCCAAGUGUGUUGCCUGCCCCCCUCCUCCUGGCCCUCCCUGACCCCACACACUCUGAGGCCCGGCGUCUUAGUGACUCUUCUGUUGAAUCCCAGACAUUGGAAGCCACCAAUGCGAGCAGGGUUAAAUCUGUGUCAAGUGGGCGGAGGCAUUCAGACUUCAGCACCCUGCUGAGUCGAAACUCUGCCCAUCAUCAUCACCACCACCACCACCAAGGCACACCCAGAAAGCACCUCUGCCAGGCCUGCUUCUCUCUGCUGCUGCAGAAGUCACAAGAAGGGGGGCACAAGCAGCAGCACAUCACCAUUCCCUUCCCACCACACCCAUGUGGGGUAGCGACAACUGCAGGAUCAGGAGGGGUGAAAGGUCAAAGUCAAAUAGGAAGUGACUGCUCUGACCUCUUCUUACUACAACAGAACCUGAUGAACAUCAUCAGCCGUAAAACCACCCUAUCCAACAAGGGCCAAGCCUCCCUCCUCCACCAGCCUGCAGCCCAGCAGCCUGCCAAGAACUAUGGGGAUGGGAGUCUGAACUUACCCCAGAGAGGCAGCUUCAGUGGUGGCCACACUACACCUCCUCUGGCCAGGCCCACACAGGACCGCAGGGCCAGCUACUGCGCUGGGGAGCAUAGAGCCACCGGGCCCCUGGGAGUGUCCAGUGCUGUGCACACCUUGCUCCAGAACCAUGCGUCUCUCCAGAGCCAGCCUGCCCCGGCCCCGCACACCCACCUGCAAUACCUCCAGCCUGGCCACAGCUACCCCAUCGCUCCCCAGGUCAUUCAACAGACACCCACCACAGCCAGCUUCUCAGGUGUAGCUUUACAACACACCCCAGUCUCAGCAAGUUACUCUGCAUCAAACAUUCCCCUACAACAGAAUCAUACCGGACAGAGCUACCCAGCUCCACCUCAGCAACAGACAGCAACAAGUUAUACAACUGCAAAUGUAUCACUUCAACAGCCUGCAGCAGGCUUUUCAGCGACAACCAUGCCCCCGCAGCAGCCACACACCGCAGCAAGCUACACAGUAGCAACAAUGCCAAUCCAGCGGAAACCAACUCCACAGAGUUAUGUUGCUCCAGCUCUGCAACAGCUGGCUCCAGCUCUGCAACAGCUAACUCAAACUGCAGCGAGCUACGCAGCUCCAACUCUGCAACAAAACCCAACACCAGCAAGCUUCUCAGAAGCAGCAGCCUUGUCUGUCCAACAGACUGUAUUGGCCGCUACCAUAGCAGCAGCAACAAAACCCUCACAACCAACUGCACAGAACUACUCUACUCCAGUGGGGCAUCUCCAACAGACUGCACCCACACAGAGUUAUGCAUCUGUAGCCUCAACUGUGGUCCACACAGUACCUAUACCCAGUCUCCCUACUUGGACCCCCAGUGUAGCAACACAACCUCUAGCUUCUGUUGUGCCUCCCCCAGUCCAGCCUUGCCCAGCCCCAAACAGCCUCUCAGACAAAGCCAUGCCUCCCAUUCUGCAGCCUGGCCAGUCUAGUCCCAUGCUUCACAGACAACAGACAGUGCAGGUCCCCCUACCCCAACACAGCCAGCCAAUGGUCAAGCCUACUGUCCAACAGGCUCCAGUUGUCCAGCGCUACCAGUCACCUGCCCAUACUGAGCAGCAAGGUUCAACUCUCCAGAGUUUCCCCAGUUCUGUACCCCUGAUGGGGCAACAGGACUCGGCUUCACAGAGCUACCCACCCUCAGACCCAUACACACAACAGGCUGCUUCACAGAGCUACCCACCCACAGCCACACAGGCUGCAAUGGUGCAAGGCUACACAUCACUCCAACCCAGUGUGAUGGGUCAGGCCUAUCCAUCUGCUCAGGCUCCACAGCAGGCCUCAGACCCACAGACCUACCCAGUGGCCCCCAUAGUGCAACAACAGACUGGGACUACUGCACAGCACAGCCAGAUCCAGGUGGCCCCACUACCCCCAGGCCAGCAGUACCAACUCUAUCUCCACAACCCAGCUUUCCCGAACCAGAAUGUCCCUGGGGGUCAAAGCCUUCCCCAUCACCAAUCAUUAUCUAGUCUGCCUGCCCAGGCACUGCCUCCUCAGAAGACAUUGGCUCAGGCCUCUGACCCUCUGCAGUUGCAGCCACUACAGAUGUCCACUUCUCUUCCAACAACACACCUUUCACAGGUCAAGCAGCAGACCCAGCUUCCAGAUCCAGUCCACCCCUCCCAGCCUACCCAUCCUGCAGUUUUCUCCUCUCCCAUACAUAGUGGACCGGACAGGGGCACAGUUGCUGCCGCAGCCCAGCUUAACCAGAACCUCAGCCAAAACCUGUCUCAGCGUCGGGCACUAGGCCAGAACCAGAGCCAACCCCAGGCUCCAGCGUCACAGCCACCAGGCUCCCAGACCGCAGGACCUGGGCUUGCCAGCACCAGCUUGACACAGCAGAACCAGGCCAGUGCCAGCACAGGGACCACGGUCACCUCGGCACAGCCUCUAACAGAGUCCAAUCUGGAGGAUCCUGGUGCAGAGAAGCAGGCGUCAGGGGCCAGCUACUCCUACGACAGUGUGAACUCCGAUGCCACCUCAGGGAAGGAGAUGAGCGAUGGUAAUGAGGGGGGACACGGGUCAGGGAAGGGCGAGGGCAAGGUCCGGAAACCCCACCGCCGCUCCACACGCACCCGCUCACGCCAAGAGAAGAUCAACAAGCCCAAACUCAGCAUGCUCAAUGUGUGUAAUACAGGGGAUAAGAUGGUGGAGUGUCAGCUGGAGACCCACAACCACAAGAUGGUCACCUUCAAGUUUGACCUGGACGGAGACGCACCUGAGGAGAUCGCCACUUACAUGGUGGAGAAUGACUUCAUCCUGCUCCUGGAGAAGGAGAUGUUUAUAGAGCAGCUGAAGGACAUUGUGGACAAGGCUGAGGAUCUGCUGAGUGAAGACACUGAGGGCGAGAGGAGCUCUGACCACAUGGGCAGUCCUCAACAGAGCAACGGAACAGUCAUACUGGGGGGAGAGGGUUCAAAGACUGCUACACCUAAUUCACCACAGCUUGUUUACCAGCAGAACGUCCUCCACACUGGGAAGCGCUGGUUCAUUAUCUGCCCCGUGGCCGAGACGCCCACGCCAGACAGGGAGAAGACCUCAUCAGACGCCUCUACAGCCAAGGGUGCGUGUACGCACACACGCACACACACGGAGGCUCCUGAUAUAUCAUUGUCUAGGUCCAGCUGCAGUACUACUCCUCCUGUUCCUGCCCUGACCACCACAGCCCCUACUCCAGCCCGUUCUGCCCUCUCUGUACCUCAGAGCUCUAUUCAGCCUCAGGACCCCAAUGUGGGCAAGGCCAGAAUGCAGCAGCCCCAGGCCUCUGGAACCAAACCCACCACCAAUAGUACCACUGCUGCUGUGGGCCGCCACGAGCCCUGUGUCUCCAUGGUAACAGACAUCCCAUGCUGCCCCAUUGUUCCACCCGUGUCUCUGGAUGUGAAUGGGGUGGGACAUAAAGGGGCGAGCAGCUCUUCCUCCUGUCUACCCAAUCAGGGGGCCAGCCUGUCAGGAGACCCGCCCCCUCUGGGCUCCCACCAACCUGUGGUCCUGCAGCAGCCCUACUCCACGCCCAGCAUGGUGGGUGGAGGAGGUGGAGCCACAACACCAUCACAGCCCCAGAGUCCAGCCCACCAGGCCUCCCAGCAGCAGGAUGGACCUGGUGGAUCUGGGAGUGGAGGUGGUGGGGGCCUGGGGGAGUCUGAUGGAGAGGGCCCCCCCAGGGUGGAAUUUGUGGACCGCACGAUCAAGACUCUUGAUGAGAAGCUGAGGAACCUGCUGUACCAGGAGUAUGCCCCAUCUGCUCCCUCCAGCACCGCCUCAGACCUCCAGGGCUUCAGCACAGAGGGGGUCAGCUCUCCCCUUGUCCCUGACAGCCAGACCAUCACAGAGGGGGGGCUCCCCAGGAAGGGAGAGCUGCUGCCUCAGAUCCCUGAGCGUAUACAUAGUUUGGAUACCCUGAGUGACUCUGCAGGUGUGCUGAACACUGACAUGAUGGGCAGUUCCAGUUCCUAUGGCUCCAAGAGCCGUUUUCAGAUCGUCCCCACUCCUCCAGACGUCAUCAUCCGUCGUUUAGAGAAGGGCAGAAGUCUCAGCACCUGCAGCUCCACGGCUCCCUCUAGUGGCUCGGGGGGCUCUCACGCUGCAGCUGAGGGGGGAGGACGGCGAGACCAGGGGUGUAUGGGCAGGUUCUCAGUGAUAACCACCGAAGACGGGCUGGAAAACACAGCUAAACCUCACUGUAGCCACCGCUACUCAGCCCCGCCAGACUUCUACCAGGACACUCCCACCUCCAGCCCCAACGCCACCCCCACUCUGCUCCCACGCGCCCACACUGCUGAUGCUGCCACGAACUACUCCUUCCACUUCGACUCUGACUCAGGGGAGGAGGACACCAGUAGUUUAGCCCCUCCCCCUGCCCACCACAAGCCUCCAGUCCACGCACUCUCGGAACACAGCGGAAGUGACCUCAUGAAGAGGGCGGUGGCCUUCCUGCGCCGCACGGGCCGCAGCAGCAGUGUGCAGAGCUCUGAUUCGCCGAGCCGGCAACCAGCGGUAGCGAAUGGCCACGCCCUCUCGCGGCCUGGACCCGGCCCCGCAUCGUACAUCAGCAGUGACAACGAUUCUGAGUUUGAGGAUGCGGACAUGAGGAAGGAGCUGCAGAGGCUGAGGGAAAAACACAUGAAGGAGAUCUCAGAGCUGCAGGCGUUCCAGAGGAAUGAGAUCGAGCAUCUGUAUAAAGAGGUGGGGAAAGCCCUGCCGCCUGGUGUAGGCCUGCUGCACGCUGCGCCCCCUAGUGGCCGCAGACGUAGGGCCAGCAAACACAAGCUGAAGGCGGGCAAGCUGCUCAACCCCACGGUGCAGCAGCUGAAAAACAACCUGAACACCACCACCGCCGGUGAGAGGAAAGGUGAGAGUGCACCGGGCUUGUCUGGCUCUCCAGCUAAGAGCUCCAUCGUGUCUGAUGGCUCUGCCUGCUCCAGUGGCAGCAGCAGUAUUACCAGCGGCACUCUGCCCAGCACGGCCCCACAACCCGUUCAGACCCAGCAGCCCUGUUCUCUCAAGGGCUCCCUCUCCUCUGACAGCAUCUAUGGUGGUGGCAUGGCCACACACGCUGGCCCAGGGCAAGGAUGGACGGUAUACCACCAAACGUCAGAGAGAGUGACCUAUAAAUCUAGUAGCAAACCGCGUGCUAGAUUCCUCAGUGGACCCGUGUCUCUGUCCAUCUGGUCCACACUGAAACGACUAUGUCUAGGCAAAGAACGCAGUAGUAGGUCUUCUCACGGCGCCAGUGCAACUCCGACAGCGUCCAAUCAGCAACAGCCACCAGCUGUUCCCACCCCUUCGUCAUCUCCUCAACCAAUGGCGGCUCUAGCUCAGGCCCAGACGAACAACAGCAACAACAAGAAGCCAGGCACCUUCACGGACGACCUGCACAAGCUGGUAGAUGAUUGGACGAAGGAGACGCUGGCGGCCAAUCAGCCACGGCCCUCUCUGAACCAGAUCAAACAGCAGAGACGCAGGCAGGACCUGGAGGGCCGAGCCACGCCCAUGGGAGGAGCCACACAGGAGGUGAGAUGUGCCAUCCUUCCAAACAAGUUCCAGCUGCCUCUGUCCUGUCCACUGACCGUUGUAGGCUUAGCCAUGCCCACUGACCUUGGCUCCAACCCCUCUGCCAUGCUCCAGCCCGGGUACCUGGUACCAGCAGGUCCUUAUGGAGGGGUUGUGCCCGGCCCCUUAUACCCCCAGCAGUGGUCUGGUAUGCCCAGUGCUGUGGGGAUGAUUGGGGCAGUGGGAGGAAUGCCCUACCCCACCAUGGCCAACCCAGGGUUGCAGGCAUACCCCCUUACCCUGCACAGCCCUGAGAACGGCCCUAACACCAGGACUACCUAAUGUGACAAAUAGCACCAUCUUGCACCCAGAAACCCCACCCCAUUGCACCUGAUGCUCAAAACAGACUGCCCCCAGUGUUCACCUCUAUCUCAGCACCCUCACAUCAGGUCUUACCUAAUUCUGUGCUAAUAAACCUAACCCCACUCUGUCCCCCCUGGUUCUCACUCCAGGGUUACAAUUGUAAUGAAAUCAGUAAUCACUUUUAAUGGGGUGACGGGAUGGAAAAUAGAAUAAAGUAGGGCCCACACAUUUAGAUGCACCAACAAAUGGCUUAUGGGUCAUUCCACCUUAAAAAUCACGAGGAUUUUGACAACCACCAUCUCUGAUUGUGCUAAAAUUGUUACUGUAGUUAGAAACAUAAGAUUAGCAUUCCUCAAACAAUUUGUUGAAGUAUAAUUUAUCGCCACACCCUUUUUUUAAAUUUCACUGAUAUUUAAGUGUUUAUUAAAUGGAUCACAUUUUUCUUUACAACAUUGGGUAGAAAACCAAUGGCUUUGGCUCAAGGGAAUAUGUUACAUAGGAUGAAGAAGCAAUACUCCAAGUCAGACAGAGAACUGUUGCUGUAUACUGGUGGGAUUGGUGUGGGGGGUCCGUGGGGGUGGUGUUUGACCAUUUUUAUUGGAUUCCUUGUCUUACUCAAUUGUUGGAAGAAGUUUGACCCAAAUCGUAUGUUUGGUACUAUGUGAAUCCUAUACAUUUAAAAGGGCCAAUUUGGGUACAAUCAAUUAGCUUAAUUUCUCAAAUUUAAACAAUGUUGCAAGAAUGCGAAUCUUAUGUUUCUAACUACAGAAACUAUUUCAGAACAAUCUGAGAUGGUCAUGGCUUGCUGAAAUGACAUGGGUUGACUCUUUGUGUUGAGUACAUUUACAUUUAAGUCAUUUAGCAGAUGCUCUUAUCCAGAGCGACACAAGAGUGUGUCUGAGUACUGGCCUCUACUUGACUGUACUACUCAACCCCUCCAGUGUUCCUAUAUGCAGGAUAGUCCUGCUCCACUCUGCUCUGAUUAUGUGGUUUGAUGCUUUAUCAAAGAGUAACAUGCAUGUAAAUAACUUGUGAGCUUGUAAAUCUCCAGUGUGCAGGUAGAUGUAUAAACUACAACACCUGAAGUUUUCCUGUGUGUGCUUGUGCACAGUAUAAAUGUCCUGUGUGUGUAUAUCAGAGUACCUACUGCUUUGGUCUUGACUAAACUCAGUCAUACAAAUAAUAUUAGCGGUCACCAAUGUGACGUUUUCACCAAAUCCAUCAACCAAUAAGCAGUAAUGUUUUCAGAAAGCUUUUUAUCGUUUUUGUCAACCUUAAUACACUACAUUAGAAAUGAGAAUACAAGGGUUUAAGAUGACAGGAUACCUGUAAUUAAGGUGAAGUUCUCUGGAGGAGUGCCUUGAACAUAGCUUUUUCUGUGAAAUGAAGCCUGUCCAAAUCACAUGCAUUUUAUUUAAUGGUGCCUUGAGUGCCACUUAAUUUUUUAAUGCUUUGCAGACACUUUUUGGUUUACAUUUGAAUGCCCUUGUAGCACUGCACUAUUAACACAGUAUAUUUGUUUAUUUAAGUAAUAAAAUCAUGUUUUUAAUCUUUUGUUUACGCCACCCGUGUGAAAUUUAGAACGCCAUAGACGUGAAAUGGACAGUUGCCUUGCGAGAACAGGCAGUUGAUGUAGCUAUAGUUAAUAAGAGAGAACGUAAGUCAAAACCCACUCAUUGGGCAGUGGUUAGUGGCAUAGUUAGAAUUCAUAGAAUUAACAUUCCAAUUCAAGUCAACGUUCCCCAAUGGAUGGAUCAAUUGAAUUUCUCAUUCAAUAUUUGUAAGUCUGUUUUUAGAGGGGAGCCAGUAGUGUCCAGCUCAGAAUGUAGCAGAGGCAGGUUUGCCGAGCGAGACUUAAAGUGCAAUUUCACCCCUCCACCUAGCUUUCGUAGUGGCCUUGCCACACGCCUUAUCCAGGAACCUGCAACGGGAGCUAGUUUCUUUUGUUGCCUUUUUAGUUGAACGUAAGUUACAAAUCACAAAGAAAACACUAACUGCAUUUACAACUGCAAAAUAUUUUCUGUUGGGCCAAGAGCAUGGCUCCUGUUUAUUAAACACGUGAUUUAAUUAGUGGAAUUACCACUUAUUUACUCGUCUAAUGUAUUGUUUUGUGUUUCUUGAGCUUUAUGUCGAUGCUGCUAGUGUGUCUGGUGGAUCCAUUAAGAAGGAAAGGAGGCGUUAGGGUGUGUAUCUCGUGGUACUUGAUAACACAACACAAGCUGAUACACAUCCCUCCAGUAAUAAAUAUCUUUUUCAGAGGAUAAGUUUUCUCAAUGAGAUCUUCAUGUGAAGCAGUGUUAUUAUAUUGCCUUGUUGACAUUAUUAAAUGAUGUAUCAUUUCCCAGGUGGUUUUUGAUACCCUGGCUUUCUUUUCUUUAUGGUUUUGAGUGUUUGAAUGAAACAUGGAUACUUGAUUGAGGAGAAUUGCACAUGACCUGUGUUCUAACCAUAGCCUGUAUGAAAUGGGUUCCCAACUUGUAAAAAUAUGAUCAUGUGUGCCAUUUGGCAGACGCUUUUAUCCAAACUGACUCGGUCAUGCGUGCAUACAUUUUUACAUAUGGGUGGUCUGGGAAAUCGAACCCACAAUCAUGGCAUUGCAAGCAUCAUGCUCUACCAACUGUUCAAUAUGUAUCCCAACAUAACUGUGCAUAAUGGGAUUAACCUCCCCCUUAUCCUCCUGAGCAGUUCAAACUGUUCAAAUAUUGUCCAUACAGCAAGAUUAUUAUUAUACCGCCAGCUAGAAAUCUCACAACCACCACACCAGUUAAAGGUUGCAGCACUCCAGUCCUGCAAAGCUGUGAAUUGUACAGUUUUCCUGUAGUUAGUAUUUGUACAUUUUCUUUGUCCGUUUUGAAAUUUCACAUCAGUGUUUGUUAUUCCAUCAAUUCGGUUUGAAUUGGACUUUUAUAGGAUAUUAUGCAGUCUUCUGCUUUGGUGAAAUACUUCUAGUAUUAAGAGAUUUCUGUUCUCUGUUACCUGUAUCUAACAGUAAUGCUACACCUCCCUGUCUUAUGCUUAGUGAGCAGAAAACCUCUGGAAUAUUCACUGGGAGGCAACAUUCAGAUCCAUAGAAAUGGAUUGUAUAGAGCCAAUACGAUUAUCUGAGGAAUAGCGCACUGCUUCUGAUCAUUGCAUUUCUAUCAGUUCUGCGCAACAUUGCCUCCUGUUGAAUAUGCACCCCCUUAUGGAAGGCUUGCAAAAAAGCUCUGUGUGGGAUUUGCUUCUGCCUGCUGUGCAUUUCCCACUAUACUACCUUACCAACCCAGUCAGCCCCACUCUAAUCACAGACUGUACAUGUUUAAAGAGAUAAAUAAACAUUAUUUUGUGCUUGA
Oncorhynchus gorbuscha (pink salmon) is the source of this 11884-nucleotide messenger RNA. Its product is annotated as serine/threonine-protein kinase WNK2-like. Gene Ontology annotation, molecular function: chloride channel inhibitor activity; ATP binding; potassium channel inhibitor activity. The transcript is spliced from 30 exons. Gene Ontology annotation, cellular component: cytoplasm; cytosol. NCBI's taxonomy places the organism in Eukaryota, Metazoa, Chordata, Actinopteri, Salmoniformes, Salmonidae. The coding region runs from base 447 to 8531 and encodes 2694 amino acids. Gene Ontology annotation, biological process: monoatomic ion homeostasis; positive regulation of sodium ion transmembrane transporter activity; intracellular signal transduction. The record is from RefSeq and is a predicted model, not a curated record.